Messenger RNA from Bicyclus anynana (squinting bush brown), 1074 nucleotides. RefSeq lists its product as uncharacterized. NCBI's taxonomy places the organism in Eukaryota, Metazoa, Arthropoda, Insecta, Lepidoptera, Nymphalidae. The coding region runs from base 1 to 1074 and encodes 357 amino acids. The transcript is spliced from 4 exons. The record is from RefSeq and is a predicted model, not a curated record.
AUGCAGAUCGCGCUGCAGGCAUGUGGGCUUAUUGGAUGGUGGGUGUCUAGCAUAAGAAGGCCAGACUUUCCUCUACAGGAGAGAAGGGAUUUGAAGCAUCAAGUUACCACGAUGCUUCUAUACGGGUUGGGAAACCCAUUUUUAUUGCGCCACACGGACGGCCGUGUGGCGCAGUGGGUAGUUACCCUGCUUUCUGCAUCCACGGCCGUGGGUUCGAUUCCCACAACUGGAAAAUAUUUGUGUGAUGAAUAUGGGUUUUUUCCAGUGUCUGUGUGUAUUUAUACAUUAUAUAAGUAUUUAUAUGUAGUAUAUAAAUGUAUAUAUGAAUAUUAUAAUAUCAACUAUCUUAGUACCCAUAACACAAGCUGCUCUGUAUGCUUACUUUGGGGCUAUACCACAAUAAUUUUACACGUCCUCUCUAGAACGUUCUCACAUCGUUACUUAUCAUAUCCAGUUGUCACUCGAACUUCCCUAACAGCAAACCGCCACAUUGCCAUGCUGCGUUACCUUCUUUUGAUUUCAUUUCUUUGCAAAACUAACGAAGCCGACAUGACUACAGAAGAAGUCCAAUAUCUAAAUGAGCUCAACCUCGAAAAGUUGCUACGAUUAAAGAAUUCAUUAAAAGAUUUUUCCCCCGAAUAUAAUAACAUAACCAGCGCUCCAUUUCUGUCAAGCUUUGGAGCUCAAGCCAUGGCAAUCAAAGCAUCGAACGUCAAAAGAACGGAUUACGAAGACGCUUUAUUCAAGAAGAAUGGUUACGGGAAAAUAAGCAAUAUUUUCUCCAUGUCGGUGACAACGUUAGCGUUUCUGGCGUUUGGAGGUUAUCUUUUGUGUUUGAUAGUGCAAGCUGUUAAAUCGAAACAGAACACUGUCGUCACGACCCCAAGCCCUGCUUUCUUUGUUAACGCUGGCAUCAAGAGACCUCAAGCGACGUUCAGUUCGUACGGGCGACGGACACGGGAGAAGAGAGAACUGGAGGAGGUAGAUGUGGGUGUGCCCGCUGAGGAAUUGUUUUCCGUGUUAGUGCAACUUUGUGAAGGUUACGCGAAAUGGACUAAAAAGCGCGAUAUUUAA